Messenger RNA from Populus trichocarpa (black cottonwood), 2550 nucleotides. RefSeq names its product crossover junction endonuclease MUS81. The record is from RefSeq and is a predicted model, not a curated record. NCBI's taxonomy places the organism in Eukaryota, Viridiplantae, Streptophyta, Magnoliopsida, Malpighiales, Salicaceae. Gene Ontology annotation, cellular component: nucleus; Holliday junction resolvase complex. The transcript has 15 exons. Gene Ontology annotation, biological process: resolution of meiotic recombination intermediates; double-strand break repair via break-induced replication; mitotic intra-S DNA damage checkpoint signaling. Gene Ontology annotation, molecular function: DNA binding; 3'-flap endonuclease activity; crossover junction DNA endonuclease activity. The coding region runs from base 119 to 2131 and encodes 670 amino acids.
CGCGAUUUCUCUCCCUCUCUGUGUCUCUCUAAGUCAAAAACCCUAAUCCAAUUAACCCCCAAAUUCUCCCUUCAAAUCCCCAAAUCAAAUCAAAACCUAAAAAUCCAAUCACCCAAAAAUGCAGAACCAAAAAAGGGUACUUUGCUCUGAAAAUGAAGACCUUGUAUCUUACAUGCUACAAAAGAGGCAAGAAUUGGUAGAAAGCCCUAAAGGGUUAUCAGAGAAUUUGGAAAUGACACUUUCCAAGGCCUAUAGCAGUGUGUGUUGUUCAACGACUCCUAUCAAGACCCUCAAGGAUUUAUCUCAAAUCAAAGGUGUAGGUAAAUGGAUAGUUAGGCUAAUGGAAGGGUUUUUUGAUAACGGUUCAGGGAGUUCUGAACCAGAAGACUUGACCAAAAAGGGUAAGAGAGCACAAGUAGCAAAACGUUAUCUGCCACAAAGGAAUUCUGUGUCAUAUGCCUUGCUUAUAACCCUGUACAGGGAGACUGUAAACAGUAAAGAAUUUAUGCAUAAACAAGAGCUUAUUGAUGCUGCUGAAGUGAGCGGACUUUCUCGGGCACCAAUUGUGCCAGAUAAGGGGAAAGGGAAACCUUCACAAUUUGGAAGUUCAAGGGAGUGGUACAGUGGAUGGAGUUGCAUGACGACAUUGAUAAACAAAGGAUUGGUUGUUAAAUCAAGUUGCCCUGCCAAAUACAUGCUGACUGAUGAAGGGCGGGAAACAGCACGUGAAUGCCUCAUUAGAUCUCGUAUGGAGGAUCCUGGAGAUAAUUUGGCUAAUUUAGAGGGGUCUUCUGAUCUGAACAUGCUUAAUACAUCAGAUAUGGAGUCUGCUCACCCUGAUUCAGCUAGGGGAGCGACAUUUACAUCCGUUGCCUUAAGUAGGCAGAAGAAAUCAAUAGAUGUUCCCCUUGAAUCACUUGAGAGGUUUGUGCGCAUGGGGUACUCCAAAGAAAAAGUUCUUCUUGCUUUUUCUGAAGUCUCAGAAACUUCCCAGUACAAGGAGAUAUCAUUACUUUGGCCAGCUGUUCUGUGUCAUCUUCGAGAAGAUCUCAUUUAUGGUGUGCAAUCAGAGCCUCAAACUCUAACAGAAGACUUCCGAUCAACAUCAACUGCUUGCACAUUUUCAAAUGGUCAAGUUGAUCUUGCUACUAAGAGCAAUCAAAUGGGUUCCAAUUGCGACGGUCGAAAUAUGCCAAAUCUCACUUCUGCCUGUUCCACUUCUAGUUCAUUUUCCAUGAGAGCUUGCUCAUCAUCUGAGCAUGCUAUGAAAAAGUCAUCUUCGGACCGCUUGGAUACAAAUAUGAAUGUUUUAAGUUUGCCACCUCUGAGCUUGGGGGAGAGAUUUGAGGAUGUAUAUGAAGUUAUCCUAAUAUUGGAUGAUCGAGAGCAGUUUGCCAUUCAGUGUUCGAGGGGUAGGAAACUUAUUGAGUUCAUUUGCAAGGAGCAUAAAAUCAAAAUACAGGUUAGGCGGUUACCAGUUGGAGAUGGAAUCUGGAUAGCUUGCCAUAAAUAUCUGCUCAGUGAAUAUGUUCUUGAUUUUAUUGUUGAGAGAAAGAAAGUUGAUGAUUUGCGUUCUUCAAUAAGGGAUAAUCGUUAUAGAGAUCAGAAACUGAGGCUUCUUAGAUGUGGACUCAAGAAGCUGAUAUAUCUUGUUGAAGGUGAUCCAAAUUCUUCUGAAGCUGCUGAAAGCAUCAAAACAGCCUGUUUUACAACAGAGAUACUGGAGGGCUUUGAUGUUCAGAGAACAAAUUCCUUGCGUGAUACUCUGAAGAAAUACGCUCAUCUUACCCAGUCAAUAACCCAAUAUUAUAGUUUACCGCUGCCUGAGGACCAGUCCAAAAGCACCAGGGUUUGUCCUCCUUUUGAUGAAUUUAUCAAAAGGUGCCAAGAUCUGGAGAAAAUGACAGUUAGUGAUGUAUUUGCCAUUCAGCUCAUGCAGGUUCCACAAGUGACCGAGGAAACUGCUGUGGCUGUUCUGAAUUUGUAUCCAACACUUCUAUCUCUAGCCCGUGCCUAUUCUCUUCUUGAUGGUGAUGUUUCUGCUCAAGAGGACAUGCUUAGAAAGCAGAGUAGCAAUGCUGUCAGUGCAGUUGCCAGUAGGAACAUCUUCCAAUUAGUCUGGGGAAAAUGAUCAUUGACUUGAGUCUCGUUCCAUCAAAAUAAGAAACCGUAUGACAUGAAUAAAAUCAACCUGCUUCAUUUGCUUCCCCAUAUUCUUUUAUUUCCCCCCGCAAUGUAAUCAAAUGACAUAAAUGUGUUUUCAUCUUCUUUCUGAGCAGAUACAUGUACCGUGCUCUGCACUUAAAGUUGGAGCACCAUUCUGCAAAAUUCAUGGUUGUAAUCAUCUCUUAUCCCAUGUUUAGAUUCUUGUCUUUGUAAAGCUGAACAUGUGAUAAAGCUUCAACAACCAUUGAUUUAAUAAGAAAAUCAAUGAAUUUAUGUGAUUUAUUCCAUGUAAUGUCAAACUCGAUCUCAUCUAAACUACAUGAAAAAAUAUUAAAGGUUUUGAAUGCCAAGUGGUCGCCAUUUGCAUGAUCAACCUUACCAACC